GUUUCUUGUGAACGCUGUGGUUUUAUUUCUCCACCAGGUUUGUUUAAUGUGCGUAAUUGGCGCCCAGGUGUUAAAUGAUUAAAUGAUUAGCAUGAAACUCGGCAGGAGUCUGAGCCCUGAGAACCACUGCAGGCUGCUAAGGUGGCGCAUGCCGGAAUGAUUAUGGUCCAGGAGCUCUUCGUCAAUAAAUGUGCAGGAAAAACGCUCAUCUUCAACCCAGCAGCCUCCUGACUCAGUCUGCCGCCGGAAAGGACAAACCCGUGCAGCUGCAGUCACCGCUGGAUCGUGUUUGGACUACAAUCAUGAAACUGCUUCAGGACUCCGAGGACGCAAAAGCCCAAAGAAAGAGUCUCAAACCUCAGGUGGAGAGACGUCGAAGAGAGAGAAUGAACCGCAGCCUGGAGAGCCUCAAGACUCUUCUGCUACAGCGACAGGAGGAGACUCAGCGCAGAGUGGAGAAAGCUGAGAUACUGGAACACACAGUCCUCUUCCUCCAGAACACUGCCAAAGGAGACGAGACGAGAGCUGGAGGUGGCGGCGGAGGCCAGAAACACUCCUUCCAAGACGGCUUCUCCACCUGCCUGCAGAGAGCCGCUCAGUUCCUGGGACCUGAGGGGAAAGGCCUGUGGCUCGGAGCAGCGCUGGACGCGUCUCUCGCUUCUCGCUUUGCCCGUUCAGACUCUGACUCCGCCAGUUCCUCCUCCAGCUCUCUGCUUCUCAGGAAGUCGUCCAGAUCUAUUCUUCGGAUGCUGAUACACCGGUCCGGACACAAACUGUGCACGCCUGCCUUAAACGUGUCCCGCUGUGUUCAGACCCGAGGAGGAUCACAUCCACAACACCACAUCACCACAACUCCCCCACAGCCCCACAAAGUGGCGAGCAGAGCCAGCAAACAGAGCCCGUCCCAGAGCCACCCGCUCAGCCAGUCUUUGUGGAGGCCGUGGCCCUGAUCUCUACAGUUUCACCACCAGGAAACUGAACUUUUACUGACUCUAACACGCUGGUUAAUAUUCAUACAACAGCGUGUGUUGUUCGUUGUCUUCCUACAAGGACAUUUUCAGUGCAAUGUAUUGAUCACAGGCCUCCUGCUUUCUGUAAAUUCUGAUGCAUUUGUAGAUACUGUAAAUUUAUUAUGAUCACAUCAUGUGCUGCUACUGUCUCUACAGGCCAAAUCGUGAUAGUUGUGUCAUUUAAGAAGUAUUUUUUUGCACCUUAAUUUAUUCUAUUUGUCAUUUUGUAAAUAAACAUAAGGAAAAAUUCACUAAACAAAGCGUAU
This is a messenger RNA of Lates calcarifer (barramundi perch), 1276 nucleotides long. RefSeq names its product transcription factor HES-7. Gene Ontology annotation, biological process: anterior/posterior pattern specification; regulation of transcription by RNA polymerase II; regulation of neurogenesis. Gene Ontology annotation, molecular function: RNA polymerase II cis-regulatory region sequence-specific DNA binding; protein dimerization activity; DNA-binding transcription factor activity, RNA polymerase II-specific. Bases 189 to 950 code for a protein of 253 amino acids. The transcript is spliced from 5 exons. The record is from RefSeq and is a predicted model, not a curated record. Gene Ontology annotation, cellular component: nucleus. NCBI's taxonomy places the organism in Eukaryota, Metazoa, Chordata, Actinopteri, Centropomidae.